Molecule: messenger RNA, 1153 nt
Organism: Candoia aspera
Lineage: Eukaryota; Metazoa; Chordata; Lepidosauria; Squamata; Candoiidae
Gene: CBR4
Product: carbonyl reductase 4
Exons: 5
Coding region: 57-770 (237 amino acids)
Molecular function (GO): oxidoreductase activity, acting on the CH-OH group of donors, NAD or NADP as acceptor
Source: RefSeq, a predicted model, not a curated record
AAUAUAUGUCUAUUGGCUAUUAAUACUAGUCAUUAUUUGUCAGUUAUUUUUUGGAGAUGUCAAAGGUUUGUGCUGUUUUUGGAGGUUCUCGUGGAAUUGGUCGGGCUGUCGCACAGCUGCUAGCACAGAAAGGAUAUUGCCUGGCUGUUAUAGCAAGAAAUCUGGAUAUGGCUCAAGCUACUGUGGAUGGCUUGGGUGCAGGUCAUCUUGCACUGAGUUGUGAUAUCACCAAAGAAGAAGCCAUCCAAAAUACAUUUAAAGAAAUAGAGAAUAAUUUCGGUCCUAUACGCUAUCUGGUUAAUGCUGCAGGUAUCAACAGGGAUGGACUACUGUUGCGAACCAAGUCUGAUGAUAUGAUAUCCCAGCUUCAGACCAAUCUUUUGGGAACCAUGUUGACAUGCAAAGCUGCUGUAAAGAGUAUGAUUCAACAGCAGGGUGGUGCUAUUGUUAAUGUAGGAAGUAUUGUUGGAUUAAAAGGCAAUGCUGGUCAGAGUAUAUAUAGUGCCAGCAAAGCAGGAUUAGUUGGAUUCUCACGUUCUUUUGCUAAAGAAGUAGCACGAAAGAACAUUCGAGUCAACAUGGUUGCUCCAGGCUUCAUUCAUACAAAUAUGACAGCACACUUGAAAGAAGAAGAAUUGAAAAAAACGAUUCCUCUUGGAAGAUUUGGGCAGCCUGAGGAAGUUGCCCAAAGCAUUGCAUUCCUUUUAGAGACUCCUUAUGUAACAGGCCUCGUUCUGGUUGUAGAUGGAGGUUUGCAGCUUCUGAUUUAAACACCAUGAAUUCUACAUGAAAGGUUAUUCAGCAAUUCUAAAAAUCCCCAAGAUAUCUGAGUAGUACCCCCUUACUAUGUUUUAAUUCAGAUUAAAAGAAAAAAAAGAUUACAAGGUUUCAUUUUUGGUUGUGUUUGAAAAUAUAAGAAAGAGAGGAUUAAAAUAAAUAUAUUAUAAAAACUAUUAAUAGAGUAUUUUAUUUUUCCUGCAAGGCUGGCUAACGGAACAUUGGAUACUCUGAAGAUAAUCUCUAAGCUCAAUGGAACUUUUUGCUGAGAUGGCCCAGAGAUACUUCUGUCUAUUUGGAGGGUCAGACUCAGUUGAAAAUCUGCAGGAUUCCCCUGUUUUUUUGGCAUGUUCUGAAAUAGUGCUGGAGCUGGGUA